AUGGGUUAUCUCUUCCAAAGUCUUUGCCAUCUCAUUCCCUUCCUCCUUGUCACUACCACCCUCAAUCCACCACCUCCAGAAAAACCUGGUGACUACCAGGACACUUUCCCUCCAUUGUGGCAUUCUGCACCAGGGAACUUGGAGGAUUACCCAAUAAAGGACAACAAAAUUAUCAUCAAUGCCUGGAACUACAGGGAGAGACUGGGAGCAUAUAAGAUUUUGCUUGACUCUUCAGCUGAAUAUUUCGCUACACUUGCACCAAACAAUGCUGGCAACAUCCUGUGGGGGCUACCCUUACAGCAUGGUUGGCAAUACAGUACAGGCAGACUAGCAGAUCCACUGAACAUCACAACCUGUGGCCAUGAAAACGGAGACAGACUGUGCAUAUCUACACACAGUUGGUGGGCUAGCAUGAAUUACUACCUAGCAAUUAUUCCCUUUCUGGGCGCACUUGAAACUGGCUUAUAUGGAGAGUUGCCAUAUGAAGUAGAAGUGUUACCACCAGAGGAACAAAGUGCUGAUUUCUGUCACAGUGUGGUUGAAUGCAAUACCCAGGCACCAGCAGUUAUGGCUUCUUGGAGGGACUUUUUCAAGUAUCUCUUAUCUACUACCAUGGAGCCUGAAAGAUCUGCAGCACAGCCCUUCUCAAAAGAUGAAGCACUGAAGCACAUGUGGCACGCUCAUGUCCUCACCCUUGCUUAUGCCCUUCCAAAGUUUCAAAACCGGCUACCAUACCUCAGUCGCCCUGAAAGCAGUUUUGGAAAAGACUGGAGCACUGCUGUGGACUUCCUUGCAGCCGCACAUUUUUCUACGGACCAGAACACAAUAAACCAUUUCCAAACUGGAUUAUCACCAAGGAUGCUCUUUGUAGGAGAUAAAGCCCCAUUCAUUGAAGACUUCACGCCUACACAAAACAAAGUGUUGUUUCUGCUUGGUGCUCUUCGGAAGACAAAUGAGCUGACAGGAAAUAUUUUGUUGCUCUUGUGGAACAAAGCCAUGUCUACUGAAGAAGGAAGAAAAAUUGGCCGCCAACUUAUUGAAAGUGUGUUCUGAGAGUACAAAGUCCCUGGACAAAACACAGUUCUGCACUAGCCUGGUUAUUUUAACUGCUUCCCCAAUCAUGUAUCAACUUUUGGUAUAAUGCACUUAAUUCAAUUUGGUUCAACAUUGCUGGAAAAACCUAUCUCUUCAAUGUAUUCCACUUCUUUAGGUUUAUCUGUUUGGGAUCAAUAUAUGUCUAUGUAUCAGCCUGAUUGAUCCUGUUUCCCCCUCUUUAUCACACACACACACACACACACACACACACACACACACACACACUUUUUGAAGUAUAA
Messenger RNA from Hemicordylus capensis (graceful crag lizard), 1334 nucleotides. It is a transcript of the gene C1H6orf58, whose product is annotated as chromosome 1 C6orf58 homolog. Lineage: Eukaryota; Metazoa; Chordata; Lepidosauria; Squamata; Cordylidae. The transcript has 6 exons. The record is from RefSeq and is a predicted model, not a curated record. The coding region runs from base 1 to 1053 and encodes 350 amino acids.